UGAGAAAAAGCCAAAACCGAACAGCAACAGAGCAGCGCUUUUUAUUCCUCACUGCAAACCAAACCAUGAAGAAGACGAAGAACCCCACACUCCGAGAGAGAAGAGGACCAAUGCAGCAGAAGCGUCGAACGGUUCCACUGGGCAUGCUCAGAAGGUUUCUCGCCGCCUCCAUAUUCUCCAUAGUUGUCACUUCUUUCUUCUUUGUUCACGUUCACGUUUCUCCUUCGCCCACUCAUCACAACUUCAGUGACAAGAUCCCCUCGUUUUAUGACCCGCAAAGCUGGACUCGAGAACUCGUUCCGCCCUAUCUAUUCAAGACUCCGCUCUCUGUUCCCAAGUCGAAGGAUUCAAGAAAGGAGUCAGACUACGAUAAAUUGUGGAAGCCUCCACCAAAUCACGGGUUUAUAACCUGCACGAAGCCUACUCCUAAUUACACAACUCCGACAAGGUCACGGGGUUACCUUUCAGUUCAUACAAAUGGAGGGCUAAACCAAAUGCGUUCCGGGAUAUGUGAUAUGGUAGCUAUAGCUCGUAUCAUCAAUGCUACUCUUGUGAUUCCAGAACUUGAUAAAAAAUCAUUUUGGCGUGAUACCAGCAAUUUCUCUGAUAUCUUCGAUGAUGAGUGGUUUAUUAGUUCUCUGGCUAAUGAUAUAAAGAUCAUUAAGAAGCUUCCCAAGAAACUGGUUAACGCAACCAAAAUCGUCAUGCAAUUCAAAAGCUGGUCUGGUAUGAAUUACUAUGAGAAUGAGAUUGCUGCCUUGUGGAAUAGUUUCAAUAUAAUUCGAGCUUCCAAAUCUGAUUCUCGGUUAGCAAAUAACAAUCUACCUCCAGAUAUUCAGAAGCUUCGCUGCCGUGCUUGUUAUGAAGCUCUUCGUUUCUCUCCUCGUAUUGAAAAAAUGGGAAAAACAUUGGUGGAGAGGAUGAGGUCAUUCGGCCCCUAUAUUGCACUGCAUUUACGUUAUGAGAAGGACAUGCUUGCAUUUAGUGGGUGCACACAUGAAUUAUCUCCAGUUGAAUCUGAAGAGCUACGGUUUAUCAGAGAGAAUACUACUUAUUGGAAAAGAAAAUACAUUAAUCCCAUAGAAGAGAGGUCGAAAGGAUUUUGCCCCUUAACUCCAAAGGAAGUUGGAAUUUUUCUUACUGCUCUUGGAUACCCAUCAAAGACUCCAAUUUAUAUUGCCGCUGGGGAGAUAUAUGGUGGUGAGUUCCAUAUGGCUGACCUGCGAUCUCGCUAUCCACUGUUAAUGAACAAGGAAAAGUUGGUAUCCAUGGAGGAGCUUCAACCCUUUUCUAGUCAUGGGUCUCAAAUGGCUGCUAUUGACUAUAUUGUAUCAGUUGAAAGUGAUGUGUUUGUACAUUCUUACCCUGGAAACAUGGCGAAGGCCGUUGAAGGGCAUCGUCGAGUUCUCGGGAGAGGAAGAACAAUAUCUCCCGACAGGAAAGGGCUUGUUCGUUUGUUUGAUAAACUGGAAAAUGGAUCAAUGACCGAGGGGAAAACACUGUCUAAUAAAAUUAUCGAUCUCCACAGAAGACGGCUUGGCUUCUUCAGAAAGAGAAAAGGACCCGUUGCUGGAACAAAGGGCUUGGACAGGUUUCGGUCAGAAGAAACAUUUUAUGCAAACCCUUUACCUGGUUGUUUAUGUCGGACAGAAUCACUCUCGAUAAACGCUUCUCAGUAUAGGUAGGCCAGAUAAAGGAAAAUAUUUUUCCUUUAUGUUGGCACAGUGUACA
Molecule: messenger RNA, 1731 nt
Organism: Vigna unguiculata (cowpea)
Lineage: Eukaryota; Viridiplantae; Streptophyta; Magnoliopsida; Fabales; Fabaceae
Product: O-fucosyltransferase 7-like
Cellular component (GO): cytoplasm
Source: RefSeq, a predicted model, not a curated record